Molecule: messenger RNA, 3889 nt
Organism: Seminavis robusta
Lineage: Eukaryota; Bacillariophyta; Bacillariophyceae; Naviculales; Naviculaceae
Source: the annotation of a GenBank genome assembly
AACGACAAUGGGUCAUGAAAGGUGGGUCACGAGUGUGAAGAAAGAUCUCCUGGAGGUUUACACAGUUUAACAGGCUUCUGUAUUGAUGAGAUCGACCAUGACCAUGACAAGGAACUGUGAGAAACAACAAACACAACCAACAAGUAUUGAUCAUUGAUCAGCACACUCGUCGGACUAUCGGACUACUUGGAAGUAAUUGGACCAUCUCUUUGUGAGUUGCAACAAUGUUACGUUCUAAUAAUAAAAAGAAUCCGGGAGAGAUAGAAGGAUCUAGCAGCGAAGAGUUGUUGGCGGAGGAUGCGGCCAUGAUGAUGUCUGACGAUGGCGGCGACGAAGGCCUGUCUCACCGUCCCGGCAAAGCUCGAUCUCCCAUGAUUGAUGAGAGUAUGAUUUUGUCGGACAAUGAAGAAGACUACGAUCCCUAUCAUCAUCAUGGACAUGGACAACAACCAUCCAGCGCUACUAGUGGCAACAACAGCAGCAACGCUGCCAACCAGAACAACACGAGUACUGCCAGCAGCAAUACUGCUAAUAGCCAACAUACGGGUAGUAGUGCUAGACCACCCAAGAACAAGUACUGGACGGGAGGACGCAAGAAGCAUACGUCAAGUGCCAACGCACAGGCAGCUCUUCUGGUGGAAGACAAACCGUGGAGAUCACGAGGUUCCAACCAUCACCCUACUACUAACACUGGCAGUAGUACUCCCAAAUCUCCCAGUCGCUUUUCCCAACUCGUCAUGCCCAAUCGAGGCUUACAGGCAGCGGCUGAAUUACCACCCACACCCAACUUUGCUAGUGCGAGUACCACCAGUAAUGCCAGUACAGCAAUCACAGGAGUCAGUCCCAACGACGCUAACACUCCAAACAACAACAAUGCCAAACGACCAUUGCUCAAAUACAUUCGAGGAUUCACCAAUAAUGUCAGCAGUCCCUCGUCGCCACGAAAGAAUCGAUCCAUGGACAAUAACAAUAAUCCACCACCCAAUUGGAGUGACGGUGACGACGACGAUCAAUCAUCCAUGUCGUCGUCCGAUUCCGACAUGAUUUCCUACUCGUCUCUGGAUUCCAUGGAUUCCGACGAUGACCUGGUACUAGCGAGAGACGACUAUACCCAUCAUCCGGAAGAAACACAAAUUGGUUUCUGGAAUCAACUCCCCUUUGUCCCGGCACAUUUCCUCUACGAUGCUACCGAAGCUACACCCAAUCAGUUGCCCUAUCUCGAUCCGCAACUCAAAACACUAUUACUACAAGAUGCUUCCCAAAUUGCCAAUUUUCAGUUUGUCCUCGAUCAUCGCCUCUAUGUCAGAGCACUCUUUCAAUUACUGGCCGAACGAGAAGAAAUGGGCGUCGAAGAUUCCAUUCACGACGAUCAAAAUAUUAUUAAAAAGGGACCCCUCCGAAAAAAAUACCUCGGUAAAGCCAAUUACAAAUACGUCGAACUCCGCAAAGGCAAUUUGGUCUAUUUUGGCAAUGAUACGGGGGGAGGACGGAAAACGAUUCAUUUGCGAUCGGCUACGGCGUCGUGUGUGGCGGUGGACGAUGAUGAUAAUCCAGGCAAUCAUCAUAACGCGGCCGUACAUCAUCAUCAUCAUCAUCAUGCCACGACACCGACUCCAGGUUCCAGCGCCAAUAGUGGUGGAGGCGGCGGCGGCGGUGGUGGAGGAAUCAAUACCAUCAUUCCCAUUGGUGCUGGAAUUACCAUGAGUGGCAGUGGUCCCGCCAUGCAUCAAGCGGCCGAUUCGCUCAAGGCGGGUUUGACCAGUGCUGUCAGUGCCACCGCAUCGGCUGCCAGUACCAUUGCCGGAGGCGCACCACAAGCCACGGCGGUGGGAUUCGAAUUUCAUUUAUGGGUCGAAGGAAAACGAUAUGCAUGGCUGGCUAACUCGAAGCAUGAACGAUCGUCGUGGGUCAAUGCCAUUCGACAAGCCAUGAUUGGCGUCAAGAAUAAUAACAACAGCAGCAAUAAUAAAGCGAACAAUCAUGACGAUGACUGGGGCAUGACACUCAAUGCGGCCAAUACGAUUACUGCCAUGGCAGCAGCACCCACAUCCAAUUUACAACAAAACAAUGACGAUUAUUUGGUUGGCGGAACCAGUCACGAAGAAGCCUUUUAUUCCUAUCAAAAGUUACAGUCGCAACUUUAUCAUGCCGUCACAUUGUCGGAUUACUUGGAAAGUUUGUUGUCACUGGCACCUCAUCCCGAUACACCCUCUUCCACAUCACCCGCACUCCAAAUUCCGUUGAAAUGUCUCGGAGAGGAUCUCAUCCAGAAAACCAGAAAUAAAGAAGAUGACGAUCAUGACAAUCGCCAACAACACAACAAGGCUGGCAUGUCCCAACGACGACGAUUGCAAGAAGGCAUUGCCGAAUUUUGGGAGAGCAUGACAUGCUAUGAUUUUGCCAUUAACGGGCAUGUCAUUGACAAGGACAGUCCGUGUGCGGCCGAGCGUAUUGUGGGAUCGCUCGUGCGAUGCAUUUUGGAUUACGAUCGCAGUUUUGCCGAAAGCAAUGAGGUUCCGCCUGCCAAUCGCAUUUCCGAACUCGAUGCCGUCUCGUAUGCCCGAAGUAUCCUCUUGCUCAUGAUCAAGAGUCGGACAUCCGGGGAUGUCGAGUUUGCCGUGGAGAAUCUGUUACAGAAUGAUCAUCUCAUCAUGCUGGAGAGUAUUGAUGCCUGUUCGGCGUUGUCCAGUACGUCAGAUGCCUUGCAUAUUGAUGUUUCCUUUGCCGGGGAUGAUUUGAUUGAUCACAAUGAUGAAACAGAACAAAUAUCCAAUGAGGCAAGUGGCUGGGUCAUGGUGCGUCGAAGCAAGUACAAUAGCUGGAAGUCUCGCUUUUGUGUCUUUUCGGAAGGAGUCUUUAGCUACUAUGAGAAUGCCAAGCCGCGACCGCACGGACUGCGUGGACAGCUGCUUCUGUCGGGAGCGACCCUCAGUGAAGUGGAUGACGAAAAGGAUCGCGCUCGGGAGGACUCGGGGUUGUACAUUUUGCGGUUGACUACCAAGGGGCCAGAGAAACGGGAACGGCAGUUUGGUUUCAAGAGCAAGGAAGAAUUCUUGGAGUGGAGGGAAGUCAUUGAGAACGUGUUGGAUAGUUGCGAUUCCAACUCGAUGCGGCAGCCCAAUGAUGACGAUGAUGAAUUUGAUCCGCGUGGGGCGCAGGGGCACAAGAAGAGCAGGAGUCUCAUUGGAGGUGGGACGAAACUGAUUAGCUACGCCACGGAUGAAAGCAUCAGGGCGGCCAAGGCAGCCACCAGUUCUUCCAUCAAGGCUGUCAAAGGUGGAACCAAGAUGGCCAAAGACGCGGCGGGUGCAUUCACGAAAGGAGCGACAAAUCUCAUGUUUCGAAGUAUUCGAAGCGGAAGGGCAAGGGCCAAACGUGGCGAAACUGCUAGCACUCGUUCGAUUCGAAAGGUCCCGUCCAUGCAAAUGUUGAUGGAGAAAACGAGGAGCGACAAGACCGGCCGACGAGAGCCGACGGUCCAGGUUGUGAUUCAAGCUACCAGCGAAUUCAGCAUCAUUCCCAGGACAGGCAGUGGUCCUGGGGAUGAAGCUGUGGUUACUGUGCGGGUCAAGUUCCUGCAAGCGUAUCUGUUAUCGGGUGGUUCUAGUGGCCGUCUCGCUCGAGGCGACGCCAUGCUAGAGUACACGUUCAUUGACGAGAAUCCAGGUUUGGCGGACGACGACGAAAACGACAACUAAGUCUGACGCGGCUUCGGCCAUUUCCCUUUUGAUCGCCCAAUGUUGGCACUGAAGGUGUGCGCACAAGAUAGCGGCGAUCACCAGCUGUGUGUGGGGGUGCAUGGUUUGAUAUUUGUGCUAUAGUGUGAGAAAACCAAAUGCAUAACAAAUAUAGUUAACAUUGAAUAUUUACAUCUGGCUCUAUUACUUCU